This is a messenger RNA of Selaginella moellendorffii, 2556 nucleotides long. Its product is annotated as G-type lectin S-receptor-like serine/threonine-protein kinase SD2-5. Gene Ontology annotation, biological process: protein phosphorylation. The transcript has 2 exons. The record is from RefSeq and is a predicted model, not a curated record. Gene Ontology annotation, molecular function: ATP binding; protein kinase activity. Lineage: Eukaryota; Viridiplantae; Streptophyta; Lycopodiopsida; Selaginellales; Selaginellaceae. The coding region runs from base 626 to 2449 and encodes 607 amino acids.
UUGGGGCGGCGGCGCGACACUGGCGGCGAGCAAUCGUAGAGAUAGUAUGUGGUGUUUGUGGCGCAGUGAUCCUCGUCGAUGGUAGGAGCGGUGUAGACGAAUGAUUGGGCGGGAUUGCAGCCCGGGGCGACUGGGCAAACGGAGAUGUGGGUGUUGGAGGGAUCGCUGUUGCAUUGGCCGUAGGGAUCGCAGAUCAUCAUGGCCGGGCAGUCGUUGACGCUCGCGCAGGGCUUGCCGCAGGCGCUGCUCGUGGAUUGGGGAUUCCCGGCCGCGAAGAACAGCGUGACCGUGGCGAGAAGAACUGGGAUAGAAUUGGGCAUUGUAGAGUUGGAGAGAUUUGGGGAAAAAGCGAUCGAUCCUGACAAUCUGGGGGAUUGGUUCUUAAAGAUCGCGGUGGUUUAGUUAGACUUUGCGAGCAUCUUCUCGCCGCGAAAGUCUAGAGUUGACUUUGACAUUGGGAUCGAUCGAUCGCCAGAGAUUUAGUUCGUUUUGGAGUAUGCUCUGGGUAGAAACGUUCCAAUCGAUCACAAACUCUCCCUCUCUUGCGAGUUUUUAAAAAUGCUACUAGUAAUGUUGUUUGCCUUAGUAGUUCCUCAUACAUUAGGGCAAACGAUCCAGGGCAAGGAUGAGGAGAAAUGCGCCUUGGCGCCUCGCUGCACGAAUCCAGGUCGGUGCUCCAAUGGCUCGGCCUGCUACCCCGACACGAUGCGCUCCGGCAACCGAUCGCUUCGCGCUGGAUCUUGCCUCGACGAUUCAUCCGCCGGCUUGUAACAUCUGCGCCCCCAGCUCCACUCUGAUCUACAAUGGCACGCAGAUGUGCCCCGAGUGCUGCGUUCCCGGCCUGGCCUAUCGCUUCUAUGCGUGCUCGCCGCCACUCCAGAUCGUCAACCGGGCCGUGCUCUACUCCACGACUUUUGGCGAGAAUCUGUCCUGCACGGAUCAAGUCUUUUCCAUCCAGGAUCAGGUGGUAUCGCUGGCUUCCGGGUGGAUCCAGCGCAACUUCAGCAUUUGUCUCACCAAUAUCAACAUCACUGCUCCAAACAAUCGCAGCGUCGUGGCCAAGAUCGUGGACGAGUGCUCGUCCAAAGCUGGAUGCACUGCCGCCACUGCUUACUGGGAGCCGUGUGCUCCCAACGCCAUCGCUGGAACUCCCGGGGUGUGGAGCGCUCUUGGAUACGAUCCGGGGGAUGGAAUUCUCAGGGACGUAAGCUGGAGCAAAACGAAUGCGUCAGUGAGUGCCUCUGAAGGAGGAGGAGGAAGAUCCAAGAAGAAAAACACUGGGGUUAUCGCUGCAAGUGCUGUGGUGGGAUUCGUGCUCUUGGCAAUGGUUCCAGUGGGAUUUUAUUGGAUCAAGAUCAAGGCGAGGUUGGCUCUCAGGAAAAGGAACCAAGAACAGGUUGAGGAGAUCAGUACGCUAGGUGGUCUUCCCAAGCAAUUCAGCUACCAUGACUUACACAAGGCCACAAGGAACUUUGCGAAGAAGUCGAUGCUUGGAGAGGGAGGAUUUGGCAUGGUUUUCAAAGGCAACCUUUCAGAUGGAACGACAGUGGCUGUGAAGAGAAUGGACGUGGAGAUUGAGGGAUCGAACGAAGGGCAGCAGCAGUUCAAAGCGGAAGUUUUGUCAAUUGGAAGCAUCCGUCACUACAACCUCGUCCAGUUGAGAGGCUUUUGCAUACACGGGCCUUCUUCUCUGCUGGUUUACGAGUACAUGAGCAACGGUGCUCUGGACAAAUGGAUCUUUCGAAAGGACUCGCGGUUUCUAGAUUGGAGCCAGAGGCACCAAGUUGCGGUGGACGUUGCUAGAGGCUUAACAUAUCUUCACGAAGGCUGUAGAGAACAGGUGCUUCACUUGGAUAUCAAGCCGCAGAACAUUUUGCUGGACGAGAACCUGAGAGCGAGGAUCGCAGACUUUGGCCUCUCGAAGCUCGCGGAGAGGGGGAAGAGCUACGCAGUGACGGCCAUGAGAGGCACUCCGGGAUACAUGGCUCCGGAGUGGCUCCAUACAAAGGUGACGGACAGGACCGACGUUUACAGCUUUGGGAUCGUGCUGCUGGAGCUGCUAAGCUCGCGGAAGAGCUUGGAGAUUCAGAAGCACUCCUCGAGCGUGGCUUCCACCUCGGCGGCUUCUUCAUCGUCGGCGUCAUCGCAGGGGGUCUUCAUUCUCGGUCACACCGCGGCGAGGCUCUUCCACAGUGGAGAUGUGUCGACGCUGGUGGACAGGGGCCUGGAAGUGGACCUGAGCGUCGCGGAGAGAUUUACGAAGAUCGCGCUAUGGUGCAUUCAAGAGGAUUCCGCGAAGAGACCGUCCAUCGGAAACGCUCUUGCCAUGCUCGAAGGUGACUUGGAGGUGGGAGACUUGCCUCCUCCUCCUCCAAGCGGCGCAAGCUCGCCGGUUCUGAGAUCUCCGGGCAUGGAUUCGUGGAGUAGCUCGCUACAAUCUGGCACCUGAUCAUCGUUUCUUUUAUCAGCAGGCGAUUUGCUUUCGCCUGUGCCGCAAAUGGUUAGACAAUUAUGUACAUAACAUCUCUCUCGCCUAAAUUUUUUUGCUUCGAUCUC